AUAUUGUGCUCAUAUCCGAUUCGUUGUUUGUAGUUGCUUCUGGCUUUUGCUGCGUCUUCCUACCCUCAGCUGCUCUCCAAAGAGCUGAGGGCGAGGGCGAAAGCGAGGGAACAGAGGGCGAACGAGGGAUAGAUAGCGGGUAGGAGGGAUCGAGGAAGAAGAGAAGGUGGGCGGGGAGAGGGAUUUUGGUUUGAUGGCGGACGCUUUCUGCCCCGACUGCAAGCGGAGCACGGAGGUGGUGUUCGACCACUCGGCGGGGGACACGGUGUGCUCCGAGUGCGGGCUGGUGCUGGAGGCGCACUCCAUCGACGUGACCUCGGAGUGGCGCACCUUCGCCAACGAGUCCGCGGACAACGACCCCGUUCGUGUCGGCGGGCCCACCAACCCCCUCCUCACCGACGGUGGCCUCUCCACCGUCAUCUCCAAGCCCAACGGCGCGCAGGCCGAGUUCCUCUCCUCCUCCCUCGGCCGGUGGCAGAGCCGCGGCGCCAACCCCGACCGCAACCUCAUCCUUGCUUUCAAGACCAUCGCCACCAUGGCCGACAGGUUGGGCCUUGUUGCCACUAUCAAGGACCGGGCCAAUGAGAUAUACAAGAAAAUUGAAGAUCUUAAGUCUAUUAGAGGGCGAAAUCAAGAUGCAAUUUUAGCUGCUUGUCUAUACAUUGCUUGCCGACAGGAAGACAGGCCUCGAACUGUGAAGGAAAUUUGCUCUGUUGCCAAUGGAGCUGCAAAGAAAGAAAUUGGUCGGGCUAAGGAGUUCAUUGUAAAACAGCUUGAAGUUGAGAUGGGACAGUCAAUGGAGAUGGGAACAAUUCAUGCUGGAGAUUUUCUGAGACGUUUUUGUUCACAUCUUGGUAUGACAAAUCAAGCAGUUAAAGCUGCUCAGGAAGCAGUCCAGAAGUCAGAAGAGCUUGAUAUAAGGAGAAGUCCUAUAUCAAUUGCAGCGGCUAUCAUUUACAUGAUAACACAGUUAUCAGAUGACAAGAAGCCUCUCAAAGACAUAUCCCUGGCAACCGGAGUAGCAGAAGGCACCAUCCGGAACUCCUACAAAGAUCUCUAUCCUUAUUCUUCAAGGAUCAUUCCAACCUCCUUUGCAAAAGAGGAGGACCUAAAGAACCUCUGCAGCCCAUAAUUUGUUCUCAGAAGAGUGUCCGAAAACCUGAUACAUCUUCAGGUACAAUCAUACAUCCAGUUAUGGAUGGUAUGAUAGUAUCGACUGAUGCAAUGUUUAGUUGUGAACUUGAUCUGACCUGUU
This is a messenger RNA of Musa acuminata subsp. malaccensis (wild Malaysian banana), 1255 nucleotides long. RefSeq names its product transcription initiation factor IIB. Gene Ontology annotation, biological process: transcription preinitiation complex assembly; DNA-templated transcription initiation. The record is from RefSeq and is a predicted model, not a curated record. Gene Ontology annotation, cellular component: nucleus; transcription preinitiation complex. Lineage: Eukaryota; Viridiplantae; Streptophyta; Magnoliopsida; Zingiberales; Musaceae. Gene Ontology annotation, molecular function: TBP-class protein binding.